AUGAGCGAGCAAACCAUAAAUAUUAAAUUUGUGCAGAAAGUGGAAAAAUAUCCAUGCUUAUAUAAUUAUACACUGUCAGAUUACUCACGAAAGGAUGUAACGGAAAGAGCUUGGAGUGAGGUGGGAAAACUAUUUAAUUUGACACAUAGCCAAGCUAAAGAAAAGUGGAAAAAUUUGCGUGCGGUUUUCGUCCGGCACAUAAAACCAGCUCCGAGUGGGUCUUCUUCAAAAAAAAAGAAGCCGUAUUAUUUGACCGAUGCGAUGCAAUUCACAAUCCCAUACGUAAAAGCACUGAACAAUACCAUAUCGGGGAAUCUUCCUCUGGCAGCAGAUAGGGAAGUGACGGAGCAAGAAGAUAACGAAGAAGCAAAUGAGUCGCAAAUGUCGCAAUCCAUAUUACAACAGAACAUCGCAUUACCACCUGAAAACAUGCCAUCAUCAUCCGAAGACACCCCAUCACCCAUGUCAUGCCCUCUGCCUGAGUCUUCGCCUAUAUCUAAUCAACCACUCUCUCCCAUGUCAUGCCCUCCAUCCAGAUCAUUUGCUUCCAGUACUGAUAUCGGCUCUAAUCGCCGUAAAAGAAAACCUGAUACUGUCGAUGAUGGUAUUAUGGAAUACUUCAAAGCCAGAAAGGCUAAUCUUGAAAAAAAGUCUGAACACGAGGAUCCUAAACGAAUGUUUUUAUUAAGCUUAUUACCAGACAUGAAAGCAAUGUCCGAAAGUCAAACGAGAACCUUCAAGCGAAGAGUGCUGGCUUUAGUGGAUGAUAUUUUAGAAGAAUCUCCGAGAACUUUGGCACCACCACAGCGAGCCACACCAGCAUACAAUUUUGAAACUCAAACCGUAUUUCUUUCUACGCCUGUAUUAAAUGAACCGCAAGCCACACCAGCUGUAACAAAUGAACAGCAAGCCACACCAGCUGUAACAAAUGAACAGCAAGCCACACCUGCAUAUGACAAUCACAUUUUGACAUAUUAUGAAUCUGCACCACUUCUAAUUAAUACAAAUAAUGAUUGUGCACAAUCAAAUACUAACUAAUUUGUGUUUAAAAGGACUGUUUAAUAACAAUAUUAGUUAUUUACGAAUAAUAAAUAAAAACC
Molecule: messenger RNA, 1100 nt
Organism: Hyposmocoma kahamanoa
Lineage: Eukaryota; Metazoa; Arthropoda; Insecta; Lepidoptera; Cosmopterigidae
Exons: 2
Coding region: 1-1038 (345 amino acids)
Biological process (GO): regulation of transcription by RNA polymerase II
Cellular component (GO): nucleus; transcription regulator complex
Molecular function (GO): DNA binding
Source: RefSeq, a predicted model, not a curated record